Molecule: messenger RNA, 974 nt
Organism: Mercenaria mercenaria
Lineage: Eukaryota; Metazoa; Mollusca; Bivalvia; Venerida; Veneridae
Exons: 5
Molecular function (GO): protein binding
Source: RefSeq, a predicted model, not a curated record
GGCACGACAGAUGAAUCUAGUACGAUGGAGGGUGUACAAAGUUUUCUGUCAAGGCUAGAUUUAGCUGAACAUGCGGAAAUGUUUAUGACAAAAGGGUUCGAUACAGAGGACGACCUUACUUACCUAGUAGAAGAAGAUCUGGACUCCAUGUACAUCACUGAUCACAAGGCCAGGCAAAAAAUUCUGCAGGCCGCACCCCACUACAAGCCGAGUAAAGAAUACAUUUUGUACGACUGGUUGAGAGGGAAAGGACUGGACCAUUAUUUCGUGAGUUUCAUACAAAGUGAACUCGUUGACCUUGUUGAUAUUGCUAGACUGAACCUUCCAGACGAGCAGCUGUAUGACGAACUAGAAAUUACUCUGCCAGGACACAAAAGAAGGCUUGAGAGAGCAGUUCGUAGUUUGGCAAAGAAACAUAAAACUUCAUUACCGUCAUUCGUCAAGUGUUCAGCUGAUACUGGAAAACCGGAAGCUGGAGAAAUUACACCAGUUUCCUCACUAGAAAAUGAACUUCCGGUAGCGUACGGAAGAUGGGGUAAACCUCGCUGCCUAGUGGAUGCAAAAUACGACUUUCUCAUCCUUGAUGCAACAGUGGUAUCUACAAAUGAUCCUAGAGAUAGGGUGCAUAUAGAAUUCAUGGUAGACUCUGGAAGUGACGUGGUAACUUUACGACAGGAAGUGCUAGAUACCAUGGACCUUGAACUGAUUGGUCCAAUAAAUAGCAAAGGGGUGCAUGGAUCAAAGGUCAAAAAUUUGUACAGAGCAAAUAUACUGAUUGGAAAUCAGGCCAUUGAAAUUGAGGUUAUGGGAGAAUCCUACGAUUCUAUUGGCAGUAGAGUUAUACGACACUUCCGUCAUUAUAUAAAUGGAACAAGCCAUAUUUGGUUAAGGGGGGACUUUAUAGAUCCAACAUUACCUCAUAAAACAAACAUUUCGGAAAAAGAGGACAUUACAACACCUGUUCCCCUACUCAG